AUGGCAAUUGUUCUGAGAUUUGUUGAUAUUGAUGGUGUUUUACAAGAAAGAUUCUUUGACUUGGUACAUGUGAGGAACACAAAAGCUCUAACGCUGAAAGCGGAGAUAUGCUAUGUAUUGUCUACCUAUGGUUUUGAUGUGCAGAACCUUCGAGGUCAAGGUUAUGAUGGUGCUAGUAAUAUGAGGGGGGAGUUGAAUGGACUGCAAGCACUUGUUCUUAAAGAAUGCCCUUAUGCUUAUUAUGUCCAUUGCUAUGCACAUCGUUUACAACUUGCUUUGGUUGCUGCAGCAAAGGAUGUUGUUCCUGUUACUCAGUUUUUUCAGAAGUUACUCUUUAUUGUGAACACAGUUGACUCGUCAGCAAAGCGGCAUGAUGAGCUUCAUGAUGCCCAAGUGGUUGAACUUGCACGGUUGUUGGCUGUUGAUGAGCUUGAGACAGGUCAAGGGGCAAAUCAAAUCCGCUCACUAAAACGUCCAGGAGACACUAGGUGGGGUUCACACUUAGGUUCAAUUUCGAGCCUUAUGGACAUGUUUAAUCCAGUAAGUACAGUUUUGCAAAAUUUAGCUGCUGACUCAACAGCUGGUACAAAUCGUGCUGAUGGGGAUACUUCUUUCAACUACAUGAUAUCUUUUGAGUUUGUAUUUAUUCUAUGUCUCAUGAGAGAAAUAUUGGAGAUCACCGAACAACUUGGUCAAGCUCUCCAAAAGAAAUCACAGGACAUAGUAAAUGCUAUCCGUCUUGUGCAAACAACAAAAAUUCUUCUUGAGAAAAUGAGAUCAGAUGAUGGUUGGGAAACUUUUAUUUGCAAGGUUAUGGAGUUCUGUGUGGACCAUGAUAUUGAUAUCCCGAACAUGGAUGAAACAUACAUUUUACGUGGUGGCCGUGCUCGUCGUCAACCUAAUCAUUUUACCACAGAUCAUUUCUUUAGAGUGGAGGUAUUUCGGGCAACACUUGAUACUCAGUUGGCUGAACUAAAUCUGAAGUUUAAUGAGAAGGUGAUUGGUCUUUUAUCCAUUUGUGUCACAUUGGUUCCAAAAAAUGGUUUUGCAUCUUUCCAAUCUAGUGAGAUUUGUAAGAUGGUUGAGAAGUACUAUCCAGCUGAUUUUAACCAACAAGAAAUAAUUGGAUUGGAGUACCAAUUAAACCAUUUUGUUGUGGAGGCUUCUAGAAGUGAUGACCUCAAAAGAAUUGCAACUUUAGCCGAGCUUUGCAAAUGUCUUGUUAACACAGGACGUCAUAGAGUCUUCAACUUGGUUGAUCGGUUACUUCGGUUGCUUGUCACUCUUCCGGUUUCAACUGCUACUGCUGAGCGUGCUUUUUCUACCUUGAAGAUCAUUAAAACAAGGCUACGCAACAGAAUGGAAGAUGACUUUCUCGCUAAUAGCAUGCUAGUGAAUAUAGAAGCUGAAAUUCUUGGGGACUACAAUUAUGAAGACAUAAUUCAUGAUUUUAUUGAUGUGAAGAAACGAAAAGUACACUUUUGA
This is a messenger RNA of Panicum hallii, 1485 nucleotides long. RefSeq names its product zinc finger MYM-type protein 1-like. Gene Ontology annotation, molecular function: protein dimerization activity. NCBI's taxonomy places the organism in Eukaryota, Viridiplantae, Streptophyta, Magnoliopsida, Poales, Poaceae. The record is from RefSeq and is a predicted model, not a curated record. Bases 1 to 1485 code for a protein of 494 amino acids. The transcript has a single exon.